Glossina fuscipes is the source of this 663-nucleotide messenger RNA. RefSeq names its product charged multivesicular body protein 1b-like. Lineage: Eukaryota; Metazoa; Arthropoda; Insecta; Diptera; Glossinidae. The record is from RefSeq and is a predicted model, not a curated record. Gene Ontology annotation, cellular component: ESCRT III complex; multivesicular body. Gene Ontology annotation, biological process: endosome transport via multivesicular body sorting pathway; late endosome to vacuole transport; protein transport. The transcript has a single exon. Bases 1 to 624 code for a protein of 207 amino acids.
AUGGGGAACGACAUGUCUAUGUCUGCUAUGGAAAAACAUCUAUUCAAUCUAAAAUUCGCGGUGAAAGAACUUGAACGCAAUAGUAAACGAUGUGAAAAAGAAGAAAAAUUAGAGAAAGCCAAAGCGAACAAAGCUAUACAGAAGGGUAACAUGGAUGUGGCUAGGAUUCAUGCCGAAAAUGCUAUACGCCAAAAAAAUCAAGCUGUUAAUUAUCUACGUAUGAGUGCAAGAGUGGGCGCAGUGGCUAGUAGAGUACAAUCCGCGCUAACUACGCGCAAAUUUACUAGUUCUAUGGCAGGCGUGGUUAAGGCCAUGGACGCUGCCAUGAAGGGUAUGAACUUAGAGAAAAUCUCUUCUCUGAUGGAGAAAUUCGAAUCUCAAUUUGAGGAUUUAGAUGUACAAAGUUCGGUAAUGGAAAACACAAUGUCGGAUACAACAACAACUUCAGUGCCACAAGGCGAUGUUGACAAUUUGCUACAGCGAGUAGCGGACGAAGCAGGAUUGGAAUUAAAUAUGGAACUGCCUAGCGGUGUGCAAAGUUCAGCCGUUGGUACAGCCACUCAGGUGUCUCAAGAACAGGACGAACUCACUCAACGUCUAGCCCGCCUUAGACAAGCUGAAUAGGUUAUCUCCUGAACAGUAUUUUCCUAAGAGUGAAGUGAU